Messenger RNA from Glycine soja, 2366 nucleotides. Its product is annotated as putative transcription factor bHLH041. The transcript has 8 exons. Lineage: Eukaryota; Viridiplantae; Streptophyta; Magnoliopsida; Fabales; Fabaceae. The record is from RefSeq and is a predicted model, not a curated record. Bases 439 to 2073 code for a protein of 544 amino acids. Gene Ontology annotation, molecular function: protein dimerization activity.
AAUUUUAUUUAUUUUCUCCUCCAUUCGUUUUAGUUUCACACCGCAUAUCAUGUCUCAUCUCAUACAUUUUCCUCACAGUGGGAUCAACCUACUUUAGUACUUUUCAAAACCCUUUCUUUCUCUCUUUGAUCCAUUCCUUCCUUUCACACGUGAAGUAAAUAUAUUUCUUCUUGAAAUUUUUAAUGGCUAAUUAUUGAUGAAAGCAUUGAAGAUUAUUUUGUCUCCCUAGCCAGCAGCCAGCACCUAGCAUCAAUCUUGAUUCUUCCAUUCUACUCUCCUCACUCACAUACACAGAUCCACCACAUGUAGGACUAGUAGAUUGCAUUUCAUAAAAGUAAUGGCAUAUAGAAAAGGGAAAAAAAGUACUAUUACUAGGGACACAAAAUAUAUACUCUUCUAUCUCAUGAUCAUGAUGCAAAAGCAUUAGCAUCAAGCACCAUGCACCCCAUGGAAAGCGUCUUCUCUCUCUCUGUUGCCGCAAGGGCUGAUUUUAUCCAAUUUCUGGUGCAGUCUUUUGGCUGCAGUUACAUUUGUCUAUGGGCAUAUGAUUCCAUUUCACCAAAUCGUUUGAGCUUCUUGGAUGGUAUCUACAAUCUAAGGAACAACCAAUCAAGUUCAAGUUUGGGGAGUGUGCAGGCACAACAGCUUUUCAGUCAGUUCCGGACUUUGACAUUUGAUAUCAAUGAUGACCGUGUUCCUGGACUAGCUUUUCGGAAUCAACGGUCAUACCUUGAGCUCCAACAAUUGGAACUUCUCAGACUAGCAUCCACAGAAAUACAAACACAAUUUUUUCAGGAGGCAAGGAUUAAGACUGCUGUUUUCAUGGGGUGUAACAAAGGAGAAAUUGAGCUUGGUUUCUUAAAUAUGUCCCAAGUUGACAUUCAAACAACACUUAGGAGUUUGUUUCCUGAAGAUUUUUCCACUAGAGUACUGUCCCAGCAAAUUGAUCAAAACCCUCCAGCAUCAUCUUCAUCUUCUCUGAGAUCAAUCUCCACAGGAAGCCCUGAAUACUCAUCACUUCUAUUCAGUAUUCCAGGAACUUCUCAACCCCACUUUUCACCUGAGACACUUGGAGCAUCAUCAUCAUCAAGACUAGUGCCACCAAUGCAGCCAGUGCCAAAUAGUCCUCACCAACAAGCCAUUAAUAAUAUUCAAGCAUUGGCACAAGUCCCUUCUCUAACCCAAUUCCCCACACCAGAAACUGAACAUGAUGCAAUCAUGAGAGCAAUCCUCUAUGUUAUAUCUCCAACAACUUCUCAUCAUCAUCAUAAUCAACAGCACCAACAAAACUUGCCUUAUAGUAGUAAUAAUUCUCUUCCUGUGGUGCAUCCUGAUGCUAGUGCAUUCCAGAGGUAUAGACAAGACUUAGGCUCCAACAACAUGGUCUCCAAUAUUCUCAGAAGGCAAAGCCUCAUGAAGAGAUCUUUUGUGUUCUUUAGAAACUUGAAUUUUAUGAGAAUGAGAGAUCGCAUUCAAGCAACGUCUCGUCCCACCAAUACUCAGCUUCAUCAUAUGAUAUCAGAGAGAAGAAGGCGUGAGAAGCUAAACGAGAAUUUUCAAUCCCUUAGAGCACUUCUUCCUCCGGGAACAAAGAAAGACAAAGCGUCUAUACUGAUAGCAGCAAAGGAGACAUUGAGCUCUUUGAUGGCUGAAGUUGAUAAACUGAGCAAAAGGAAUCAAGGGUUGACGUCAUUUUUGUCAGCCAAAGAAUCUACAACUGAAGAAACCAAGGUAGCUAGUUUAUCGCCAAAUAAAAGAUUAAGUGUCAUAAUUUCACAUGUACCCGAAUCAAGCUCAUCAGAAGAGAGAAUGGUGGAGUUGCAAGUGAAUGUGAGAGGACAAGUUUCUCAAACUGAUUUAUUAAUCCGGUUAUUGGAAUUCUUAAAACUGGCUCACCACGUGAGCUUGGUUUCCAUGGACGCAAACACCCACGUUGCAGAAGGGAAUAAUGCACUACAUCAACUAUCCUUCAGAUUGAGGAUUAUUCAGGGAAGUGAAUGGGACGAGUCUUCCUUCGAGGAAGCAGUGAGAAGAGUAGUUGCUGACUUGCUACAGUACCAAAUGGACCAAUAACUUUCUUUGACCAACUUCACCACUCUUUGAUUUAUCCUGCGGCGAUAGUGCAUUCUUGAUUUUAGUUUAAGUCCCAUCAAAUCCAUUUAAUUCAACACCCCACCAGUUGUUGUUAUAUGUUGGUUUCACAAUUAAAUUGGUUUUAUUAAUUAAGUCUAUUUAUCAUAUUUGUGUAUGUUGUUGAUUUUUUUUUAGUGUAAAUCACGUAUUUUUUUUUAUUAGAAGUAAUUUUGCUCGAAUUGAAGUAAUCGAUCUUAUUAUUAAUAAUUUUAUGAUUUUAUUUUAUUUUUCUA